GAAGAUUUGAAGCACAAGCACUAUUUUUCCCUUAUAGUAGCACCGUUUUUCACUUAUAGGUAUAUAUAGUUAUGUUUUUUAACACAAUGGAUCAUACAAAUGAGCUGCCUAUAACUUGGUACUUUGAAUGUCCUGGACAAGUUGAUUUGAUUCGUUUGAUCGAGAGAAUCUAAUCUGAUGUUCCUUCUGAAGGCUUAUACGAAGCUGAUGCGAGAAAACAUUCUCAUUAUCUUGCUCCUCCAAGUAAGAAACAAUCGCCAAGCAAAAAAGGGAGCGGUCAAGGAUGUGACCAAAGCGUCUGUGCCUGGAAGCAGAAUACAGUCGGAAAUCAAUGACAAGCUAAACAAGUAAUUCCGGAACAUCUAAUCUCCUAAUGGAGCACUGUAGGGGGUGAAUCAGAGAAAUCACAACACAUGUUACAGGCAAAACUUGAAAUCCAAAAUACCAUUACCCGGAGGUAGUUUUUUUCCUUCUUUUUCUUUAUUUUUCCCCUAAUUUUUAUUAUUCUAUUCGCAUGCACGCUACUAGUUCGUGAAUAAACCCAGAUUUUAAGAAAAGACUGUUGAAACUCCGGAAAUCGGAGAAGAGCCUUCGAUGAUACAGUGUUUCAUAUGAUUUCGAAAUCAUCAAGCUGAGAAGGCAAUGAAAUCUCCAUAAUAAAUAACACACACAAAAAAAGAUAAAACAGAAAUCAUAAUUGUUUGUAGAGAUUUAAAUAGGUAAAAUAUAUAAUAAAAAAAUGGUGGGUAAAAGAGGAAGCCAUGGGAGAGCAAAAAAAAAAAAAAAGGGAGAGUUGGGAGAAGGGAAAGAAGGGUUUUAGGUUUAGAAAGAAGAAAGUAAGAAGGAACUGAAUUAAAAUAAAUAAAGUUUUUUAUUUUUAUUUUAUCCUCUCAUCGCGUCAAGUGGGAAAUUUCCCGCUCAUGUGUUAGAUAUUUUUGGGCUUCGGGGAAAAUUCCUAUUCUAGUCCUUCGCCAUUUGACGUGUUUGUAAUCAGGUUUUUUGUCUGCUUCAAUUUAGUCUCUGUGCAUGAAGUCUCAGUCCUAUUUCAAUUGAUCCCUGAGUUAUUUUAAGUUUUUAUAUUAUUGAAUAUUGAGUGAUAAUUAAUUUGCGAAUAUGUUCUAGGAAUAAAUUUUUAGUGUUAUAUAUUAGACAUAUUGUUAUGGGGCCACAAACGGUUGACUCUUUUUAAUUGUACCCCCAAAGACCGACGUCGUUUUUCUUUAAUAAUAAUGAAUUCAAAUUUUUUUUAAAAAAAUAUGUGCUUGAAAUAAAAUAAGAUAAAAUUUACUAUUUUGAAACCUCAAAUGGUCGGUUGGUUAACUCGUACUACAUAGAUGACCUGUUUAUUAUUUCAUUAAAACAAGCGGGAAAUCUACUACCUUCUUUUUUGCCGUUCAGAUUGUUGGGGGAAUAGAUUUUUAGAAUUUUGGAUAAUUGUCAGUUUAGGUUCUUCGUUGUCUGGUUAUUUUUUAAUUCGGUUCUUAUAUUGUUCAAUUUAAUCCCUACGUUUGUGAUUUCAAUUCAGAUUCAAUUUGAACCUCAUGUUUUUAAAUUUUUGAUGGAUUGCAAAUGGUUGACCGAUCCAUGGUGUUACUGCAAGUGGUUGAAGCCGAGUUUCUUUUAAAAGUAAAUAUAUAUCUAUAUAUAUAAGAUUUCUCGGAAUCGUGGAGGGUCGUUUUCUUAAUUCGUACCUUGCAAAUGAUUGGGGUAUAUUUUAAAAAAAAUGUCAAUUGAACCAUUUUAUUAAAUUAAUAAAAGUGAUAUUUAUGUUUUUGUAAAUUGAAAAAUUCAUCGAGUUGUGUCUCACAAUUGACUAAGGCUUAUUUUCCUUUAAAAUUAAUAAUAAACAAAGAGUUUUUCGCCCCAAAAGUUUUGAGUUUAUUCCUAAACUAACAAUCAAAGUAUUUUCAGAUUAUUUAAAAAAAUUAUUUCAUGAAUAAGUUAUUUUUUUCCAAAAUCAUUUUCAAACAUUUUAAGUCUCGUAAAAGGUAUCUUGUAAAUGGUUGAGGCGUAUCUCUUUAAAAUUUAAAAAAAUGAAGUAUGUGAAUUUCUUUAAAAUUAAUUUAAGUAAUUAUAGUCAAAUUAGAUAAGAAUAAGUUAGAAUAAUAAUCAAAAUUUUAGACACUACAAAUGUGGUAUUGUCCAUUAGAACAGGGGUUGCAGGGUGCUAAUUUUUAUCCAUAUGUUCAAUAAGUGUCUAAUCACAUUUAAUCUAAAAUGAUUAGUGGUAAUUCUAUAUAAAAUAUUUUCGUGUCUAGUAUGUUUGGAUUUUUUAUUUUUAUUUGGAACCAUCACAUUAUUAUUUAUUCUUAUUUUUUAUUCAUUUUCUUCGAUUUCCAUUUUUUGUUACGUAUAUUUGUAUAUAUGAGUUAAAACUUAUAUUUCUAUAAUUCAUAUUCACUCAUAUAUAGUAUGUGUAUAAAUUAAAAAAAUAUUAAAGAUUUUGUAUACUGUUACAUUAGGCUGCUGCUUUUGAAGUAUCGAUUGAUUGUGUUUGUUUUCGCAGGUUUUCUUCUAUCCUUCUUAUGUUGUCUUGGUUCGUUUUUUAGUACUCCUUAGUCUUCACCUGGCACACUUACUCUUUCCUUACUCGUACAAAAAAUUGUUUACCAUGCCUCCUCAUACCUCCUAUAAUAGAGCUACUAAGAAGAGGGCUAGGACGGAUGAUGCGUCAUCUAGUGCGGUUUAUCCAUCGUCCGCAUCUGAUUGCUUCCGCAGUCAUGACGAUCUUAAUAAAUUCAAGACUUCCUUUGCUACUCGAAAUGUCCAUAUUUCUCGCCCUAUUGACCUUCCCUUUCUUCGCGAUGAACUCGAUUUUCGACACCUUCCCACCUUGAACGAAUGGGGUUGGCUUUAUUGCCUCCAACUUACUGGCACUUGUCAUGACAACCUCGUCCGAGUCUUUUACUUUAACGCCGAAUUCAAAUACGGUGAUGAUGGUAAAACUGUUACUGCAAUCACUUCGUAUGUCAUGGGUGAGAAAGUAACCAUUACCCCUGCCAUUUUGUCUCAAUACCUUAGGAUUCCUCUCGAUGGUGAUCCGACUUUUUUAGGUUCUUUCCCUUCGACCUUAAUCCUUAAAGAUGAUCAUGCUAGUGAUUUAGAAUUACAUGAUCGGAUCCUUCAUCUCAUCCUCACUUGGACCAUUAAUCCUACAAACAAGCAUGCGAUCUUGCGCAAAACCGAUUAUUGGUUCAUUCAUUGUUUUCAAACUAAGCAUCAUCUUAACCUUCCGGUCCUCAUGUUCCUUAACAUGAUUGAGGUUGUUCGUUGGCCCCUCUCUAGCAACAAAACCCUUAAGUAUGGGACCUUUCUCUCUUUCAUCUUUCGCCAACUUAAACUCAAGGUGUCUGUUGAUCCGGGUCGAGCCAUCAAUAGCUUCAUCGAUGUUUCCUCUGUUCAUAGUUGUGGCUACUGUAAGGAGGAUGGUAAAUGGGUUCAUAAAGACAAACUACAGGCGGCAGCGGCACGACAAUCACAAGGAGAAGUACAACCCGAGGAGGAGGUACUUGCCUUACCUCCACCACCGUCACCUCGCACUUCGGCCAUCCUUGAUGCCAUUCAUGGUCUUUCCCAGCAUGUAGAUGCUCGUUUCGAUGCCUUAAUGCCUCGGAUUUUUUAUUUGGAGGAUCAAAUGGCUCAAAUAGUGUCACGUUUCCCUCCUCCGCCUUCAUCAGACGAUUAGUGGUUGUUUUAGAUGUGGAUUUUGUGGCUGACUUGUUGAUUCUGUUUAGAAUUGCUCUCUUUCCUUGUUUUGAUUCACUUUUAUGACCUUCGUUUAUAUUGGAUAUUAUUCUUGUCGAUAUUAGGCUUUUGUCACAUAUUUUCGAUUUGCAUGGCUCUUUUUGUUGGAUAUUUUGAUACCUUGUUGCCGCGUUAUUUUUUGUUGGGCGGUUCUUGCAUGAUGUUUAUUUUUGUCAUAUAUCAUUGAAUGUUUACGGAAUAUCCGACUCUUGAUUUCAAA
Molecule: messenger RNA, 3964 nt
Organism: Gossypium arboreum
Lineage: Eukaryota; Viridiplantae; Streptophyta; Magnoliopsida; Malvales; Malvaceae
Exons: 2
Coding region: 2612-3685 (357 amino acids)
Source: RefSeq, a predicted model, not a curated record